This is a messenger RNA of Labrus mixtus (cuckoo wrasse), 2890 nucleotides long. RefSeq names its product golgin A5 (gene golga5). NCBI's taxonomy places the organism in Eukaryota, Metazoa, Chordata, Actinopteri, Labriformes, Labridae. The coding region runs from base 242 to 2533 and encodes 763 amino acids. Gene Ontology annotation, cellular component: Golgi cisterna; Golgi membrane. The transcript is spliced from 13 exons. Gene Ontology annotation, biological process: retrograde transport, vesicle recycling within Golgi; Golgi organization. The record is from RefSeq and is a predicted model, not a curated record.
CUCAUUGGUUAAUUUUUGAUCAGGCGUUUCCGCAGUCGCUCUGUUUGGGGUCCUGACUCGCUGCGCUUCCUGGUCCACGUAUUGAGAAGCUGCUAACAUCCUCCUGUGGACAGAUAAUGACAGCUGACUGUGUUUAUCUCAUAAACAGUUUUCAUCUUUCAUGUCCGGCAGUGAACCCCCGGCGGUAGCCCGGUGACCGGAGACGUUUUCACACCGUGACGUCAUUUAAAACGGAUACAAAAUGUCUUGGUUUACUGAUCUGGCCGGGAAAGCUGAAGACUUCCUGAAUAAAGUGGACCAGGGAGCCGCCACAGCCCUGACCAAGAACCAGGAGAGGUCAUCCUCCUUCUCUUCGUCUUAUGGAGAAGAAUCAGUCGUCACAGCUGAGUACAACACCGCAGGGUACAAGACGGACGUGGCUGCCACGCAUCACACCUACACAUCCUCUCACGACGCCCCCAGCUUCAUCUCCUCAGCAGCCGGAAACAUCAAGAGAUCCAGUGCGACCCUGCUGUCUGGUACCGCCAACGUGAGCGGCGGCCCGUCUGGUUCUGGUAGCGCCGCGCCUAACGCUUCCAAGGGCUCGUCCGGCUUCGUGAGGCCCAAAAAGAGCGAGCAGGACGAAGUGGACGACGACAUGCUGUUUGACUUCCUGAACAGCUCGGACCCCCCCGUCAGCAGCAGGAGGGAUUCAAGAAGAGAACUUGUGAAAGCGGCAGGUCCGUUCACCGAGGCCCAAGACCUGACGCCGCCUCUUUCCACCACUCCUCACCCCGUCCCCUCCGCGCCGUCGACGCCCCCCUCCACCAGGGGCGUGUCCAGGACCUCCAGUAUGAGCUCGCUGUCUGCUCACAGCGUCAAAACAUCAGAGGAGAGCUCGGCUAAAGAGCAGAGCCAAGAGACACCUGAGGGGUCAGACUCGGGGUUUGCUCUCCCUCAGGAGUCCAGCAGACAGGAGCCUCCUCCUCCUUCUCCUCCUCCUCCUCCUCCUCCCACAGAGGAGCCACAGAGUCAGAUCCUGUCCAGUCUGCGUCUGGAGAACCAGCUGCUGCGUAGUGAGGUGGCGUCCCUCAACCAGGAGAUGGCGUCGGUCAUCCAGAGAGCAAAAUCCUUACAAGACGAACUGAACCAGACCCGCCUGCGUGCAGACCGGUGGAACUCGGAGCAGGCUCAGACGGACCGGAUGCUGCGUGAACUUCGCUCACAUGUUGAUGACCUCACGGAAACCCUCUCUGCCAAAGACGGUCAACUCGCAGUCCUGAAAAUCCGACUGGAUGAAGCCGAUCAGCUGCUGAAGUCUCGCAGUGCUGCGUUAGACGAGGCACAGAAGGAAAAGUCGAGGAUCAUGCAGGACCACACAGAAGGGAGCAGCAUGCACAACCAGACUAUAGAAACCAUCCAGGAGAGGCUGCGAGACGCUGAGCUGGCUCUCAGGAGGGAACAGGACAACUACCGGCAGAUGCAGAGUGAGUACGCUGGCCGUCUGUCCAAAGUGGAGGCUGAGAGGCAGACCCUGGCAGAGACGGUGACGGCAGCAGAGCGACGAGCUGCGGAGGAGAAGCUCCGGGUCGACGAGGUCCAGCAGCAGCUGAAGAGUUCCAAAGCUUCAGCCGAGAGCGCCAAACAGGAGCUACAGGACUACAAGCACAAAGCUUCACGCAUCCUGCAGUCCAAAGAGAAGUUGAUCAGCAGUCUGAAGGAGGGAUCUGGUCUGGAGACCCUGGAGGGCAGUGGGUCCAUGACUCUGGAGCUGGAGGAUCUGCGUCACGAUAAGGAGCUGCAGAGGGAGGAGAUCCAGAAACUACAGGGGCAGGUGCACACGCUGCGGACUGAAAUCCAGGAUUUGGAGAAUCAGGCUCUAACGGAGGCGGAGACGUGGCGGGAGCAGCAGGUGCAGCUAGAGGAGCAACAGGCUGCACAUAGCCGAGCUAAGCAGGAGGUGGAGGCUGAGGUCGAGCGCUACAAACAGGAGCUGCAGUACCUGGAGGAGGAGAACCAUCGAGCAAAAACCACCCUGCAGAGCAGAGUCAAGGACCGAGAAGACGAAAUCCAGAAACUGAGGAACCAGUUGACCAACAAGACUCUGAGCAACAGCCAAGCGGAGCUGGAGAAUCGCCUCCACCAGCUGACGGAGACUCUGAUCCAGAAGCAGACCAUGCUGGAGGCUCUGGGCACAGAGAAGAGCUCUUUGGUCUUCCAGCUGGAGCGUCUGGAGCAGCAGCUGAAGAACGCUCAGAGCGGACAGAGCGGAGGGCCGGCCAUCAACAUGAGCGGUCUGGAGGGACCAGGGGCAAGACAAAGAAACACACCGAUCCUGUUCAGCGAUCAGGACAGUCCGGGAGUUUACGGACAAGUACGAAAGGCAGCCAGCACCAUUGAUCGUUUCAGCAUCCGACUCGGUAUCUUCUUGAGACGCUACCCUGCAGCCAGAGUUUUUGUUAUCCUGUACAUGGCGAUCCUGCACCUGUGGGUGAUGAUCGUCCUCCUGACGUACACACCAGAGAUGCAUCACGGUCAUCCUGAUGGCAGAUAGAAGUCGUGGUUUCCUGGAUUGUGUGAUUGUUCCUCCUGCUCUCGGUGGACGAGCUGCUGGCUCCUGACUCUCCCUGUUUUGCACAGAAAUUCUAAGAAUUCAAGUCAUUUCCUCUGAUUUAUUCUUUAUUAUUUCCAACCGAAGAUGAAUAAACGACAGCUGUCCACACUGACAGGGUUUAAAGUAAUUACAGAGUGAUAUAUAUAUAUUGUACUGGUGGUCUGUUGGAAGGACUUGAACUCAAACUCUCUCAUCUGUUCUUCUCGUCGUCUGCUGUCAGAGCUCGGUGCUCUGCAGAGAUUGUAUUUAACACUAUGUAAAAAGAAUCUUUUAAUAAACGAGUUAGAAGAAACGACA